AUGCUCGCGAGCGACGGUGAGCCGAAGGAGCUCGGAGAGAUCGGCAGGGCAGAGACGUUUCACCUAGAGCAAGCAGGGCGGCUCGCCCCCAAGCCCACUCGCCAGCCGGGGCCACCACCAUGCCUUGCGGCCACAGCAUUCGGUACUGAAGGCACGACUCCGUCGCGUGGUAACUCCGGGCUGGGCUCAAAGUUCAGUUCGACGGCGGACACUGGCAUGCUGUAG
This is a messenger RNA of Emiliania huxleyi CCMP1516, 225 nucleotides long. RefSeq lists its product as hypothetical. NCBI's taxonomy places the organism in Eukaryota, Haptophyta, Isochrysidales, Noelaerhabdaceae. The record is from RefSeq and is a predicted model, not a curated record. Bases 1 to 225 code for a protein of 74 amino acids. The transcript has 3 exons.